Eublepharis macularius is the source of this 3081-nucleotide messenger RNA. RefSeq names its product zinc finger protein 420-like. Gene Ontology annotation, molecular function: DNA-binding transcription factor activity, RNA polymerase II-specific; RNA polymerase II cis-regulatory region sequence-specific DNA binding. NCBI's taxonomy places the organism in Eukaryota, Metazoa, Chordata, Lepidosauria, Squamata, Eublepharidae. The transcript has 5 exons. Gene Ontology annotation, biological process: regulation of transcription by RNA polymerase II. The record is from RefSeq and is a predicted model, not a curated record. Bases 62 to 2887 code for a protein of 941 amino acids.
CUCAAUUAAUCCGGAAGUAAGAAAAGGCUCUGUUGUCACCAAGGCUGGGAGCAGACGGGAAAUGCAGGAAGGAACCUUACAGAGGAGCUUGGGGGAGGAUUUUUCCCCUCCAGAUGUGCAGCAUCAGCAAUUCCAGCACUUCUGUUACCAGGAGGCCGAAGGGCCCCGAAAGGUCUGCAGCGAACUCCACCGCCUUUGCCUCCAGUGGCUGAAGCCAGAAAGGCACAGCAAGAAGGAGAUCCUGGACCUAGUGAUACUCGAUCGAUUCCUGACCAUCCUACCCCCAGAGAUGGAGAACUGGGUCAGGGAAUGCGGGCCAGAGAGCAGUUCCCAGGCAGUGGCCCUGGCAGAAGGGUUCCUCCUGAGCCACGCAGAUGACAAGAAUCCAGACCAGGAGGUACAGGAAUGGACCGAGCGUUACCCUGGAGCAGCUUUUCUGGGCAAGGCCUUGAAACCAACAAUAAAUACUUUGCCAACUCUUCAUGGCAGAAAUAAAGCAAGUUCUACAUGGCCAGAGCAGGGUCCAGUGACCUUUGAGGAGGUGUCUGUUCAUUUCACUGAGGAGGAGUGGGCUCUACUGGUUGCGGAAGAAAGAAGCCUUCACAAGGAAGUCAUGGAGGAGAAUUUUCAGAAUGUGGCCUCUCUGGAGAUUGAUGGCCCCCAGAGAAUGCCUGAGAGAGAACCACAACAAUUCCGAUUGGAAGAGAAUCAGCAUAGGAGAAGUAAUGGGACAAAACAGAAGAGGAGAGAUGAAUCAUCUGUUCAACGAAUCCAUGCAAGGGAGAAACAAUAUAAAUGCUUGGACUGUGGAAAAGGAUUUGCUCAGAAUCAAAACCUUACUGACCAUCAACGAAUCCACACAGGAGAAAAGCCAUAUAAAUGUGUGGUGUGUGGGAAGAGCUUUGUUCAGAGCUCCCAACUUACUGCCCAUCAACGAAUCCACACAGGUGAGAAGCCGUAUACAUGCAUGGAGUGUGGGAAGAGCUUUGCUCGAAGCUCACAACUUACUUCCCAUCAACGAAUCCACACAGGAGAGAAGCCAUAUAAAUGCAUGGAAUGUGGGAAGAGCUUUGCUUGGAAAGCAGGUUUUAAUCUCCAUCGUCAAAUCCACACAGGUGAGAAGCCGUAUAAAUGCAUGGAGUGUGGGAAGAGCUUUGCUCGGAGCUCACAACUUACUUCCCAUCGACGAAUCCACACAGGGGAGAAACCAUAUAAAUGCGUGGACUGUGGAAAGAGCUUUGCUAAGAACACAACUCUCACUGUCCAUCGACGAAUCCACACAGGGGAGAAACCAUAUAAAUGCAUGCAGUGUGAUAAGAGCUUUGCUCGGAAUAUAGAACUUAAUGUCCAUCAACGAAACCACACAGGAGAGAAACCAUAUAAAUGUGUGGACUGUGGAAAGAGCUUUCCUAGGAAUUUUGAACUUACUUCCCAUCGACGAAUCCACACAGGGGAGAAACCAUAUAAAUGUGUGGAGUGUGGAAAGAGGUUUGCUUGGAGUAUACAGCUUACUGCACAUGAAUCAAUCCACACAGGGGAGAAACCACAUAAAUGCAUGGAGUGUGGAAAGAGUUUUGCUCGGAAAGCAGACCUUACUCUCCAUCAACGAAUCCACACAGGGGAGAAACCAUACAAAUGCGUGGAUUGUGGAAAGAGCUUUGCUAAGAACACAAGUCUCACUAUCCAUCGACGAAUCCACACAGGGGAGAAACCAUAUAAAUGCACGCAGUGUGAUAAGAGCUUUACUCGGAAUCCAGAACUUACUGUCCAUCAACGAAUCCACACAGGGGAGAAACCAUAUAUAUGUGUGGAUUGUGGGAAAGGCUUUGCUAAGAAUGGAAGCCUUACUUCCCAUCGACAAAUCCACACAAGGGAGAAACCAUAUAAAUGUGUGGAGUGUGGAAAGAGAUUUGCUUUGAGUAUACAGCUUAAUGCACAUAAACCAAUCCACACAGUGGAGAAACCACAUAAAUGCAUGGUGUGUGGAAAGAGAUUUGCUUGGAAUGCAGACCUUACUCUCCAUCAACGAAUCCACACAGGGGAGAAACCAUACAAAUGUGUGGACUGUGGAAAGAGCUUUGCUAAGAACACAGUUCUCAUUCUCCAUCAACGAAUCCACACAGGGGAGAAACCAUACAAAUGUGUAGAGUGUGGGAAGAGCUUUGCUCAGAAAGGAAUCCUUACUGCCCAUCUACGAAUCCACACAGGGGAGAAACCAUAUAAAUGUGUGGUUUGUGGGAAGGCCUUUGCUAAGAAUGAAAUCCUUACUGCCCAUCGACGAAUCCACACAGGGGAGAAACCAUAUAAAUGUCUGGAGUGUGGAAAGAGCUUUGCUUGGAGUAUACAGCUUAAUGCACAUAAACCAAUCCACACAGGAGAGAAGCUGCAUAAAUGCAAGGACUGUGGGAAGAGCUUUGUUCGGAAUACCGCACUUACUGUCCAUCGACAAAUCCACACAGGAGAGAAACCAUACAAAUGUGUGGAGUGUGGGAAGAGCUUUGCUCAGAACGGAACUCUUACUGUCCAUCGAAGUAUUCACACAGGGGAGAAACCAUACAAAUGUGUGGAAUGUGGAAAGGGCUUUGCUCGGAAUUCAGACCUUACUCUCCAUCGACGAAUCCACACAGGGGAGAAACCAUACAAAUGUGUGGACUGUGGAAAGAGCUUUGCUACAAACACAAUUCUCACUGUCCAUCAACGAAUCCACACAGGGGAGAAACCAUAUAAAUGUGCGGAAUGUGGAAAGAGCUUUGCCGGGAAUGGAAACCUUACUGUCCAUCAACGAAUCCACACAGGGGAGAAACCGUAUAAAUGUAUGGAGUGUGGGAAGGUCUUUGCUCUGGGUAGAAGCCUUACUUCCCAUCAACGAAUCCACACAAGGGAGUAACAAUAUAAAUUAGUGUUGUUUGUUCUUUGCAUAGGGGCCAUGCCAAUGGAUGCUUGAAGAUUAUUAUAAUGAUAGUUCAAUGUUUUUCUAGUCUAUUAUCUGCAUGGGAUCCAUCAUUAUUAAGAUAUUUUUAAUUGUGAUACUUCGUAGUAAAGUUUUAAAUCAGGGAGGUUCAGACCCCAAUUUAUGGGGUC